Messenger RNA from Laetiporus sulphureus 93-53, 1443 nucleotides. RefSeq names its product sphingolipid C9-methyltransferase. The record is from RefSeq and is a predicted model, not a curated record. NCBI's taxonomy places the organism in Eukaryota, Fungi, Basidiomycota, Agaricomycetes, Polyporales, Laetiporaceae. Gene Ontology annotation, biological process: cellular response to biotic stimulus. The transcript has 10 exons. Bases 1 to 1443 code for a protein of 480 amino acids.
AUGUCCUCCUACUCCGUUCAGGUCACAAAGACCCCUGCCAUAAAAAAUGCGCCCCUCUUCGGACUCUCUGAGGGCAAUGGCUCCUUCAACAACCUUCAUCUCGCCGGACUCGUCCUCAUUGUCCCAUGGUUCGUCAAGCGGAUGCUCCCGGUCGUCAACUACGGCGGAUUCAAGACGUAUCUGUUCCUGGUCCUCGUACUGGGGUUACCCAUCACCAUGGCGUACUGGACCUUUAUGAGCGUGUAUGGAACGCGAAAAAACUCCAAGGUCCAGCUGCCUGGGCGCAAGAUUGAGGAAUAUAUCACGAUCAACGACCCGGAGCUGAAGGCCAAGUACUAUGGCCUCGAGAAAAUCCCCAUGCAGGUGUUUCACGACGCGUACUUCGAGGGAAAAAUUGAAUUCAAUGGUGAUGUGCUUGACGUUAUGGAGCAGCGUCAUGAUUGGGCGAAGAUGAUCUUCACAUUUGAACUGUUCAAAUAUGUUUUCACUGUCCUCGUUCCGGACGUGAUUAUGCACCAAAGGAGUCAGGACGAGGAGCAGGUCCGAGGACAUUACGAUCGAGGAGACGAUUUCUAUGAGUGGUUCCUUGGCCCACGAAUGGUUUACACCGCUGGCGUGGUUAGUGACAUCACAAGGGAGGAGACUCUCGAGGAACUACAGGACAAUAAACUGACUCUAGUUUGCGACAAGCUCGAUCUCCAACCAACAGACCGUCUGCUUGAUGUUGGCUGCGGAUGGGGCACACUCUGCGCAUUCGCUGCGAAGAAUUACGGCUGCGAGGCCCUUGGCAUCACUCUGGGCAGGAAUCAGACGAAGUUUGGUAACGACCGCAUUCAAGCGAACGGUAUCGAUCCGUCCCGAGCCGAGGUCCUGUGCUUGGACUACCGCGAUAUUCCCGGUGGCAAGGGCGCAUACACAAAGAUUGUUAGUCUCGAGAUGGCUGAGCAUGUCGGAAUCAGACGCUAUGGGGCAUUCCUGCGCCAGAUGUAUGACCUCCUCGAUGACGACGGCAUCUUCGUCCUACAGGUCGCAGGUAUUCGGCCCGCAUGGCAGUAUGAGGACCUGAUCUGGGGCCUGUUCAUGAAUAAAUACAUUUUCCCGGGUGCGGAUGCGUCAUGCUCACUCGGGUGGGUCGUGAGCCAGGUGGAGGCGGCUGGCUUCGAGGUGAAGAACAUCGACGUGCUUGGCGUGCACUACAGUGCGACAAUCUGGCGGUGGUACAGGAACUGGGUCUCAAACAAGGAUAAGAUCAUCGAGAAGUAUGGCGAGAGAUGGUACAGGAUCUGGGUGUUCUUCCUUGCGUACUCCACCAUCAUCAGCAGGCAAGGAAGCGCAUCCGUCUUUCAGCUCACACUCCACAAGAACUUGAACGCCUUCCCGAGGAUCCUUGGUGUGCCGAGCCAUACGUCCCUCCAUGGCUCGCCUAAGCAUGAGAUCUCGUGA